Messenger RNA from Nycticebus coucang (slow loris), 1940 nucleotides. It is a transcript of the gene PDE9A, whose product is annotated as phosphodiesterase 9A. Bases 216 to 1814 code for a protein of 532 amino acids. Gene Ontology annotation, biological process: cGMP catabolic process. Gene Ontology annotation, molecular function: 3',5'-cyclic-GMP phosphodiesterase activity. The record is from RefSeq and is a predicted model, not a curated record. Lineage: Eukaryota; Metazoa; Chordata; Mammalia; Primates; Lorisidae. The transcript has 19 exons.
GGAGGAGGAGCGCUCCAGCCUGGAGCAGCCGAGCGCUAGCGGAGCCGGAGCUCCAGAAAGGAGGAGGCGGAGGCGGCGGAGGCGGCCCGGAGACCCUGCGGCACGGCGGCUCUGGUUGGCUGCGCGCCCCCGCCGCCCCCUCCCGCUCCCCGCCCUCCCGGUGGCUGGCCUCGGAAAGUACAGUAAAAAGUCCAAGUGCAGCCGCUGGGCGCAAGAUGGGAUCCGGCUCCUCCAGCUACCGGCCCAAGGCUAUCUACCUGGACAUCGAUGGGCGCAUUCAGAAGGUGAUCUUCAGCAAGUAUUGCAACUCCAGCGACAUCAUGGACCUGUUCUGCAUCGCCACGGGCCUGCCACGGAAUACAACCAUCUCACUGCUGACCACAGAUGACGCCAUGGUCUCCAUUGACCCCACCAUGCCUGCAAAUUCCGAGCGCACUCCCUACAAAGUGAGACCUGUGGCCAUCAAGCAACUCUCCGAGAGAGAAGAGCUGAUCCAGAGUGUGCUGGCCCAGGUGGCAGAGCAGUUCUCAAGAGCUUUUAAAAUCAACGAACUGAAAGCUGAAGUUGCCAACCACUUGGCGGUGCUGGAGAAGAGAGUGGAAUUGGAAGGACUAAAAGUGGUGGAGAUUGAGAAAUGCAAGAGUGAUAUUAAGAAGAUGAGGGAGGAGCUGGCAGCCCGGAGCAGCAGGACCAACUGUCCCUGUAAGUAUAGUUUUUUGGAUAACAACAAGAAGCUGACACCUAGACGUGAUGUCCCCACUUAUCCCAAGUACCUGCUGUCUCCCGAGACCAUCGAGGCCCUGCGGAAGCCGACCUUUGAUGUCUGGCUUUGGGAGCCCAACGAGAUGCUGAGCUGCCUGGAGCACAUGUACCAUGACCUGGGCUUGGCCAGGGACUUCAACAUCAACCCCAUCACACUCAAGAGGUGGCUGCUCUGUGUGCACGACAAUUACAGAAACAACCCUUUCCACAACUUUCGGCACUGCUUCUGUGUGGCGCAGAUGAUGUACAGCAUGGUCUGGCUCUGUGGUCUCCAGGAUAAGUUUUCCCAAAUGGAUAUCUUGAUCCUAAUGACAGCAGCCAUCUGCCACGACUUGGACCACCCAGGGUACAACAACACGUACCAGAUCAACGCCCGCACGGAGCUGGCGGUCCGCUAUAACGACAUCUCGCCACUGGAGAACCACCACUGUGCCGUGGCCUUCCAGAUCCUCGCCCAGCCAGAGUGCAACAUAUUCUCCAGUGUGUCACCAGAUGGCUUCAGGCAGAUCAGACAGGGAAUGAUCACGUUAAUCUUGGCCACUGACAUGGCAAGGCAUGCAGAAAUUAUGGAUUCUUUCAAAGAAAAAAUGGAUAAUUUUGACUACAGCAAUGAGGAGCACAUGACCCUGCUGAAGAUGAUUUUGAUAAAAUGCUGUGAUAUCUCUAACGAGGUCCGUCCCAUGGAAGUCGCAGAGCCUUGGGUGGACUGCUUAUUAGAAGAAUAUUUUAUGCAGAGCGACCGUGAGAAGUCUGAAGGCCUCCCUGUGGCCCCAUUCAUGGACCGGGACAAAGUGACCAAAGCUACGGCCCAAAUUGGGUUCAUCAAGUUUGUCCUGAUCCCGAUGUUCGAAACAGUGACCAAGCUCUUCCCUGUGGUGGAGGAAACCAUGCUGCAGCCGCUCUGGGAGUCGCGGGACCGUUACGAGGAGCUGCAGCGGACGGAUGACGCCUUGAAAGAGCUACAGAAAAAGACUGAGGACUUGACGUCCAGAGGCACCGAAAAAUCCAGAGAGAAAGGCAGAGAUGUGAAAAAAGGUGAAGACUGCACCUGAAGAGAGCCAGAGACCUGUGGCUGCCGUGGGGGACCAGGCCUCUGGGGGACGAGGCCAUCGGGGACCAGGCCUCCAGGGGAUGAGGCUGUCGUGGACCAGGCCUCCGGGGGAUGAGGCCAUCGGGGA